AUUUUGAGGAGCUACAGUGGAAAGAUGGGGGGCUUAAAUUGCUCCCCGCGGCCACACAUUGAAUUCAUCAAGAAAUGAGAAAUACAACAACAGAAAAUUGAGGCGUUUAGAGGCAUUUUUGCUACCAGAAUUCUUUUCAAUCUCAGCCCCCGCUGUCAGCUCGCCCGCUCUCUCCGAAUCCCUGAACACCCAGUCUUUUGCCAUGGAGAAAUUUGCUUCUUCUUUUGGGUAGGUUCUGCUUCUGUUUGCUUUUCUGUUGUCAAAUUCAAUUUUUGGCUUUUCUUUGGCUUGUUUGGGAUGUUUUGAUCCGUUCGCUCGAUAGUUUUUUGGGAUGUCGAGAGUUCGAAUCUUGCGGAGAAUAUGAUCUUUGGAUGUUAUUUUGGAAUCCUUGGGUUUUAUUCUACAGCAAGUCGCUAGAUAGCGAGGAUCAAUUGGACUUUUUGGUUUUUGGUUUUUUAAAUCUGUUUUGUUCUUUUGUUCCUGAAAUCUUCGUUGCAGUCAUUCGAAUUCCUCCUUUUAUUUGGAUUAGAUUUGAUUUCUCAGUAGACUUCUGGUAAGAAUUCCACUUUUUAGUUAGCGAAUUCUAGAAGUGUUGAGAGCUAAGCUACUAGUAUUUUUUCUGUCCCAUUGAGCACUUUUAGUUAACUGUGGACAUUGAUAGAAUUUUCUUCUUCUCUUUUUCCCAAAAUCUCUUCUAGAUAACCUGGAUAGAAGAUAUUUUGUCUAGGCUAGGUUCCUCUAUAUCCGGGAAGUUUCAAAUUUCUUUCUCUGUUUUCUUUUUAAGCUUUUUGUUUCUGCAUCCCUACAUAUAACCUUUGGGAGAGCGGGCAGCUGGCACGGUGGGUCUGAUCGAUAUUCAGGACAGAGCUAGAUUGAUCUUUUUCUGAGUGUUUUAAUGGCAUCUGCCAGGAGAACCAUGCAGGAAAUUUAUGCAUCUUCUUCCACAGGGACAGAAGAUAGGUCGCAUCCUGAGAACAAAAUCACAGACUCUCCGCAGGGUUUUCAAAGAACCCAAUUGAUUCAAAGCCUUGAACCGAAGUCUGUGGGUAUUUCAGACCAGGUUUCGUGCUCUAGGCAGACAGCAGGGAGAGAUGUUUCUGCAAAUCAUUUGCAGAGCUUUUCUUUUCCUCCUUGUCCUUCGCUUCCUCCUAUUCCUACUACUACAACAUCAUCAUCAUCACAAUUAAUUUCGUUUUCUUCGAAUUAUCCACAGGUUGGCUUUACUUCUCCCUCAUUUUCAGCAAUUGAGAAUUCACCACGCUGUUCAGAGGUGUUUACUUGGAACCAGAUCAUGCAGGGUUUUCCCCUACAGCAACAGACACUAUCAUUUCAGCCACAGAUGUUUCCUACUGCUGAAUUGCAGAGGCCGGUCCAGCAGCAGCAGCAACAGCAGGUUCAAUCAGGGUUUCCUUUGAUAAUCCUGAAUAAUAACCAGCAGCAGUUGCAGCAGCAGUACCAGCAGCAGCAAUAUCAGCAGCAACUUUAUCGGCAUUGGAGUGAUGCUCUGAAUUUGAGUCCAAGGGGUCAGAUGAUGAAACAUGGAAAGAAUGACAGAAGAGGGUUUGGUUUGCCUCGUCCAAUGAAACUUUACAGAGGAGUCAGACAGAGGCACUGGGGGAAAUGGGUUGCUGAGAUUCGCCUACCCAGGAAUCGAACCAGGCUCUGGCUGGGCACCUUUGACACCGCCGAAGAAGCUGCUUAUGCAUAUGAUCAGGAGGCUUUCAAAUUGAGAGGUGAGAAUGCUCGUCUCAAUUUUCCACAUCUGUUUCUUAACAAGGCCUCUUCCGUUCCCAAGGCUGCUUGUACCGCUGAGGAGGACAGUUCGCAGCAAAAACCCGAUGGAGGAAGAGCUCAUAGCCCCUCCACUAGCGCUUUGACUGCAAUUACUGCUUCCCAGUCGGAUUCCACUGCAGCUGAGGGUGUUUCAGACAGUGUGCAGGCUAAAUUUAUGGAUUUAGAGGUGAAAGCUGAUCCAGAAAAGUCUACAUAUGAAGCCAAUCCAAUGUUGGCUGGUCAUGUAGAAUCUGGAUCUGAGGACAUUGUCAAAAGUGAGCCUCAUGAUCUUCAAGUCCAUACUUGGCCUACCUCCCCUGAUUUUAUGUGGGGAGAUCUGGAUGAGAACUGGUUGACUAGUGUUUCACCGUUGGAAACAGAUUUGACAUGGGAUAUGCUUUCUACCACUCAAAUUGGCGGUAUUGCAGAGCCAGAAAAAACAGAACAGAAACUUGAGACUCAAGGACAAGCAUCUAUGGUGGCCUAUUCUCCACCCAGGCAGAUGUAUGUUUGGAGAGACUGCAAGUAGCUGCGUAACAGGUGAUUUUCACAAGCAACAGGAUGUGGGAGCACUGAUUAAUGGGAAUUUAAAGGGGUGUUUGCUGGAUCACUGAACUGUGUAGGGUAGAAACUUUAGUCUGCAUCUUUUCCCUUUUCAAAAUAGCUAUUUAGUUACCUUGAUGCAUUACCCUCCUUGCCUGAUUCUGUGAGAUAUCCUCAGGUUGCAGUUUUUGAGCCAACAUGUGGAUUCUCUUAGAUCUAGAAGUCCAAUAAUCUCUUUCAUGACCAAGACCCUGUGAAGUUUGAUUUCCAGUGUCUUUUGCAUCUGAUUUGGCUGGUUUUUUUUAGCCUGUCAAUGUAUAGCCCACUCUAAUAGGAGAUUAGUAUUCCCCAUAGCAGUGCACAUCCAUUAAUGAAUUUGAAUUUUAGGAGUUCAAUCAUCCACCCAAAUCUUAGAACAGUUCUAACAGUGAUCUGGUUAUUCCCCCCCCUGGCGAUUUCUCAUUUAACAGAGAGCUCCCACCCAUCUCAUUGCUACAUCGAAAAUCCAGUGCAACAGCAAUAAAGAAGCAGAGUUUCAAGCCUGAGGAUGGUGAAGGAGGUUCUGAGUCUCAAGUUUCAACAGCAGAACAGCUAUGUUAAUUAUUAGAGUAGAAUCAUACAGCAGAUUGGGAAGAUAGUUUUCAUUUCUUCUUAAUCCCACUACUUUCAGAUUUGCAUAUGUUGUAGGAGUGAAAAAUUCAUCUUUGUAUCUCUUACAUUAAUUUCUGUAAUCUCAUUGGCUAUAGAUUUUUGAUGAUGCAUAUGAUGGAGGAGUAAAGUUCUUCUUUGUAUUUCUUGUAUUAAUAUCUGUAAUCACAUUGGGUAUAAUCUGUGGUACUAUUAUAGCAAUAUGAUAUAUCUAUACUAGCAUUUUUCA
Cryptomeria japonica (Japanese cedar) is the source of this 3193-nucleotide messenger RNA. RefSeq names its product ethylene-responsive transcription factor ERF062. Bases 896 to 2302 code for a protein of 468 amino acids. Lineage: Eukaryota; Viridiplantae; Streptophyta; Pinopsida; Cupressales; Cupressaceae. Gene Ontology annotation, molecular function: DNA binding; DNA-binding transcription factor activity. The transcript has a single exon. The record is from RefSeq and is a predicted model, not a curated record. Gene Ontology annotation, biological process: regulation of DNA-templated transcription.